Messenger RNA from Symbiodinium natans, 453 nucleotides. The record is from the annotation of a GenBank genome assembly. NCBI's taxonomy places the organism in Eukaryota, Dinophyceae, Suessiales, Symbiodiniaceae.
AUGCAGAAGAGCCAAAGUGAGGGCAGCCUGGCCUUCUUGAACAACUCGAAGGUUGGCUCAGCCACGGGCUUCAUGUUGGUUUGCGGCGGCAUCAUGGCCCUCCCGCAUGGAAAGAAAUCCAGAGGGCUGGCAGAUUUUGCAACCCGCUUCACAGCAACUUCCGAGUACCAGGAAAAGUUCCGCGAAAUUCCGCACUGUUAUGCUUCCAUGGACAGGAAGCCUCUGAUGCCGUACAACCCGAACUCGACUCGUUCACGUCUUGCUCUGGAAGAUGCUCCAGUUCCGCUGAAGAAUGCAUCCACCAUUGAGUUCCGAGACAAGUUCUGUGUCCACAAGAGACGAUUCGUGACGACGCACAAGAACUACUAUACAGGAGAGAGGCCAGACAUGAGGGCCAAUCCAGGCAUGAUCGCAGACAGCACCCGCCUGAAGAAACGGCUGCAAGACAUGUGA